Messenger RNA from Doryrhamphus excisus (bluestripe pipefish), 2441 nucleotides. It is a transcript of the gene asl, whose product is annotated as argininosuccinate lyase. Gene Ontology annotation, cellular component: cytosol. Gene Ontology annotation, molecular function: argininosuccinate lyase activity. The record is from RefSeq and is a predicted model, not a curated record. NCBI's taxonomy places the organism in Eukaryota, Metazoa, Chordata, Actinopteri, Syngnathiformes, Syngnathidae.
UUAGACCUCCUUGGUUCCGCGGUUGGUGACUACUACCUGUUACUAACUCAAAAAAUAAAACACAUCACAAUUUUGCACGUCACUGCUAAAAUAGCAUAUAUCAAAUUGAUUGAUUUAAUCUUUUUUCCUCAUCUGGAUAACGCAAAGGUAUUUUUGAUGACGAUAUACCAGAAUGCAUUUCGCUCCACGGAGCAAGACGUGAGCACGUCUGUGACUAGCUUCUGCAUUCAACAACAACCUCAAGAAACUACUAUCUGAAUUCAAGAUGGACACUGCAGAGGGUUCCAAGCUGUGGGGGGGUCGUUUUGUGGGCGCCACUGACCCCGUGAUGGAGCGCUUCAACGCGUCCAUCGCUUACGAUCAGAGGAUGUGGGACGCUGACAUCAGAGGCAGCAAAGCCUAUGUGAAAGCGCUGGAAAGGGCCAAGCUGGUCACCACAGAGGAGAAGACACAGAUCCUACAAGGGUUGGACCAGAUCUCUGAGGAGUGGACCAAAGGUGUGUUUCUGAUCAAAGCUGAUGACGAAGACAUACACACUGCCAAUGAGCGCAGACUCAAGGAGCUGAUUGGCACCACUGCAGGGAAGCUACACACAGGAAGGAGCAGGAACGACCAGGUGGUGACCGACAUGCGCCUGUGGCUGCGUGACGCCAUCUCCACCUUGACGGACAGCGCUCUGCUGCUCAUCUCCACCACGGUGGAGCGGGCUGCUGCGGAGAUAGACGUACUGUUUCCUGGUUACACACACAUGCAGAGAGCUCAGCCAAUCAGAUGGAGCCACUGGAUGCUGAGCUACGCUGUGGCUUUGAGGCGGGACGUGGAGCGUCUGCAGGAGAUCAAGAAGAGAGUGAACGUCUUACCUCUGGGCAGCGGCGCCAUCGCUGGAACGCCGUUUAACAUCGACAGGGAGCUGCUACGAAGAGAGUUGUCUUUUGAUGAAAUCAGCUUAAACAGCAUGGACGCCACAGCACAACGAGAUUUUGUUGUGGAGUUCUUGUUCUGGGCCUCGCUGUGUUUAACUCACCUGAGUAAGAUGGCUGAGGACCUUCUGCUUUACAGCACCAAAGAGUUCUCAUUCGUCACGCUGUCUGAUGCCUACAGCACAGGCAGCAGUUUGAUGCCCCAGAAGAAGAACGCUGACAGUCUGGAGCUGAUCAGAAGCAAGGCAGGACGAGUCUUUGGCAGAUGUGCAGGCUUCAUGAUGACCUUGAAGGGCCUGCCCAGUUCGUACAACAAGGACCUGCAGGAAGACAAGGAGGCCAUGUUUGACUGCUAUGACUCUGUCCACGCCGUGCUGCAGGUCACCACUGGGGUCAUCUCCACCCUUAAGAUCAAUGCGAGCGUGAUGGAGGCGGCGUUGAGUGCGGAUAUGUUGGCGACUGACCUUGCCUACUAUCUUGUCAGGAAGGGGGUGCCGUUCAGGGAUGCUCACGCUCUGUCGGGUAAAGUCGUUUUCACAGCUGAGUCACGAAAUGUUACCUUGACCCAACUCACCUUGGAUGACCUCGCCGCUAUCAGCCCGCUGUUUGAAAGCGACGUGGCGUCUGUGUGGGACUACAGUAGCAGCGUAGAACAGUACAGCGCCACAGGCGGCACAGCCAGGAGCAGUGUUGGGGAACAGGUACAACACAUGCGCACGUGGCUGGCGCAACAGAAAAAGCACUUGUGAAAACUUUCACAACUUUUAACUCUGAAUCAGGUUUACUGACUGGACCUAAAUCAUGAUUGAAGCAGGAAAAUGUACAUUUAUUAUUAAUAUUGCAAUCACAGUUUAUUUACUUUAUAAUUACACAUUAAGCUGCACUAAGGCAAAUCGAAGUGCUAAUCAGUCAACAUUUCUCUAAUUUUAUGUAAUAAAAUAUGUAUAUUAAAAGGAUCAGUGGAAAAAAUAAGGAUCAGUGUGCUGUGUGUAUGAGGGCGUGUGCUUAUUACUCGAUCAGAACCAAUGUUGUGAGCACCAGAGAGAAAGCAUCAAACCACAAGCAGGUUAACUUCAGAGUCGCAGCCAAGUUGGAGCGGUACACAACCCGUCCAUCGAGGGGCUGAGUGGGCCUGAAGAUGUCCAUCAUGGGCUGUCCUGUCCAGAAGCGACACUGCUGGACGAUAGCAUCCAGCUGAGCAGAAUGGGAUAUUUCAUGAAGGUUGAACUACCACAACCUAUCCAUAUGUUAGUGUGUGUAUGAUAAUGAUGAAGGUGAGCAUCCACUGAGGGUCUCACCUGCCGACUGCUGACUGCCAGCCUCUUAUGGAAGACGGUCCAGGCAACGGCUUGCUCGCAUCCUGGCGUGGUCAUGGAACCCACGUAACGGUAGUAGGCGUGCAGGUCCUUGGAGGAGGGAAUGAUGUCGCUGAGCUGAAAGUUUGCUAUCACCGCUGUGGUGCCUUGGUGAAGAAGAUGAGUACAAGUGAAGGAAAUUCUGUUGGACCUCCACCUCCUGUGU